Molecule: messenger RNA, 1182 nt
Organism: Actinia tenebrosa (Australian red waratah sea anemone)
Lineage: Eukaryota; Metazoa; Cnidaria; Anthozoa; Actiniaria; Actiniidae
Product: phospholysine phosphohistidine inorganic pyrophosphate phosphatase
Biological process (GO): dephosphorylation
Cellular component (GO): cytosol; cytoplasm
Molecular function (GO): phosphatase activity; inorganic diphosphate phosphatase activity
Source: RefSeq, a predicted model, not a curated record
UUACCUGUCCUUCUCGGUUUUUACUAAUCCAAGAUGGCGGACGGAAGACCAAAAUGGCUGGACAAUAAGAUCCGUGGUAUCUUAUUAGAUAUUUCUGGCGUUCUCUAUAAUUCAGGUCAGGGAGGAGGAACAGUGAUACCCGGAUCUGUUGAUGCUGUGCAACGACUAAAAUCAUCUGGUCUGAAUGUACGUUUUUGUACAAAUGAGACGCAAUGCACCCGAGAAGAACUAGUGGCCAAGCUGAACAAGUUUGGCUAUAAGCUUUUGUCAAGUGAACUGUUUGCACCAGCACCUGCAACAAGGUUUAUUCUGGAGAAAAGAAAUCUUCGACCCCAUCUGCUUAUCCACCCAGGGGGUAGGCCUGACUUUGAUGGAAUCAACUGUAAUGACCCUAACUGUGUUGUGAUUGGUGACGCUGCUCAAGAAUUUUACUAUGAGAACAUGAACAAGGCUUUUAGAGCUCUGCUGGAAAUGAAAGAUCCCAUUCUGUUUUCUAUGGGAUAUGGAAAAUAUUACAAAACUGAUGGUGAAUUGGUGCUGGAUGUUGGUCCCUUCACAAAGGCUUUAGAGUAUGCUUGCGAUGUUAAAGCAGAAAUAGUUGGCAAGCCGUCAAAGACAUUUUUCAUGACUGCUCUUGAAGCCAUGGGAGUUUCUACAGAAGAGGCUUUAAUGAUUGGAGAUGAUAUUUUGAAUGAUGUUGGAGGAGCACAGGCUUGUGGUAUCAGGGGAGUUCAAGUCAGGACUGGAAAAUUCAGAAUAUCAGAUGAAAAUCACCCUACAGUGAAACCAGAUGCAUUUGUAGACAACCUAGCACAAGCAGUUGACCUAAUAUUAAAAUACAAUACUUAGAAUGAAAACAAUAACAUUUACCAAUAAAAUUGGUAAUAAAUAGGUGAAAAUAGUGGGUCAUUUUUUAUUCCAUUAUGGCAGUGCCCACUAUAGAACUCUUUCAACUUUAUUUCAGAUCCAAGGCAUACAAAAAAAUAGACAAUGUAUAACAAAAUGUAUAACACACAUUCCAUUGGAAAAAGUGCUUAUUUUAUUAUUUCCUGUUACAGUAGCUUUGAAUCCAAGAUAUAGUUGACAACCUAGCACAAGCAGUUGACCUUAUAUUAAAAUACAAUACUUAGAAUGAAAACAAUAGCAUAUACCAAUAAAAUUGGUAAUAAAUAGAGGAAAAUA